AAAAAAAUAUAAUCAGGGUUUCCUUUAUUUUCCUUCUUCAUCGACCCAACACCAUGCAUAUGCAACGUUAUUCAUCAGCAGCCAUGAAAAUGAUGAACUUCCAUCGCAACUUUCUUGCCCUCCAAACACCAACGAAUCCCCUUGUGACAAAUAAAGCUUGCGAUGUUUUCAUUAACCAUAGGGGCAUUGACACCAAGCGGACUAUAGCCACCUUGCUUUACGAUCACCUUUCUCGGUUAAACCUUCAACCUUUCUUGGAUAACAAGAAUAUGAAACCCGGCGAUAAGUUGUUCGACAACAUCGAUAACGCGAUAAAGAAUUGCAAGGUCGGCAUCACGGUUUUCUCGCCGAAUUACUGUAAGUCCUAUUUUUGCCUCCAUGAAUUGGCUCUUAUCAUGGAGUCGAAGAAGAAGGUAAUCCCGAUCUUUUGCGACAUUAAGCCUUCGCAACUUGCUCUUGUCAACAACGGAACUGUCCCGGACAAAGACUUGGAGAGGUUCAAAUUGGCUAUUGAGGAAGCGAAAAAUACUGUCGGGCUCACGUUCGACUCGUUAAAAGGGAAUUGGUCCGAUGUAGUGACGAGUGCUUCCGAGAUUGUGAUCGAAAGCUUGAUCGAGAUGAAAAGCGAAGAGAUAUGA
This is a messenger RNA of Gossypium raimondii (Peruvian cotton), 638 nucleotides long. Its product is annotated as TIR-only protein. NCBI's taxonomy places the organism in Eukaryota, Viridiplantae, Streptophyta, Magnoliopsida, Malvales, Malvaceae. Bases 54 to 638 code for a protein of 194 amino acids. The record is from RefSeq and is a predicted model, not a curated record. The transcript has 2 exons. Gene Ontology annotation, biological process: signal transduction.